This is a messenger RNA of Scomber scombrus (Atlantic mackerel), 1694 nucleotides long. It is a transcript of the gene hoxb4a, whose product is annotated as homeobox B4a. NCBI's taxonomy places the organism in Eukaryota, Metazoa, Chordata, Actinopteri, Scombriformes, Scombridae. The record is from RefSeq and is a predicted model, not a curated record. Bases 271 to 1056 code for a protein of 261 amino acids. The transcript is spliced from 2 exons. Gene Ontology annotation, biological process: embryonic skeletal system morphogenesis; regulation of transcription by RNA polymerase II; anterior/posterior pattern specification. Gene Ontology annotation, cellular component: nucleus. Gene Ontology annotation, molecular function: DNA-binding transcription factor activity, RNA polymerase II-specific; RNA polymerase II cis-regulatory region sequence-specific DNA binding.
UGAAGGCUGAGAAUGCCCACAAACUGAGGCCAUAUGAUGAUGCGCGUGCGGGAGCCGUGUAUAUGCUUAAUCCCAUUUCCUUAUCCGGGGUUCGUCCUGGAGCCGCGCCAUUGGCUGGCUGCCGUCACGUGUCUUUCUUAACUUUGUUCACUUGACAGAAAAGUAGGAGGGUUCAACGGAACAGGAAUAACCGAAGAGUAAAGGGAUGAGAUAUAAAUUUUAGUUAUAUAUUUUCCGAGUAGGUGCAAUUCCACAAAAAGACUGAAAUUAAUGGCCAUGAGCUCCUAUUUGAUCAACUCCAACUAUGUGGACCCGAAGUUCCCACCGUGCGAGGAAUACUCACAGAGCGACUAUCUACCCAGCCACUCUCCGGACUAUUACAGCUCCCAGAGGCAGGAGCCUGCUGCCUUUCAUCCGGACUCUGUCUACCACCACCACCAUCCACACCACCCACACCACCAGAACCAGCAGCAGCAGCAGCCGCCGCCGCCGCCGCCGCAGCAGCAGCAGCGAGGCGAGCCGCCGUACACGCCGUGCCAGCGCGCAGGGCAACCCGCCUCGGUGGUGAUGUCGCCUCGGGGUCACGUCAUCCCACCGGCCGGACUGCAGACCACCCCCGUCCCGGAGCAGAGUCACCGCUGCGAGUCGGUGACACCUAGCCCGCCUCCACCACCGUCUUGCGGCCAAACGCCCCACAGCCAAGGCACUUCUUCCCCCGCGAGCAACCGUAAAGACCCAGUCGUUUACCCGUGGAUGAAGAAAGUCCAUGUAAACAUCGUAAAUCCAAACUACACAGGAGGUGAGCCCAAACGUUCACGGACGGCCUACACGCGCCAGCAGGUCCUGGAGCUCGAGAAGGAGUUCCACUACAACCGGUACCUGACGCGCAGGCGCAGGGUGGAGAUAGCUCACACGCUUUGCCUGUCAGAGAGGCAGAUCAAAAUCUGGUUCCAGAACCGGAGGAUGAAAUGGAAGAAGGACCACAAGCUGCCCAACACCAAGGUCCGCUCCGGGACAAACACCAACACAAACUCCCAGGCUCUAACCGGCUCGUAGAAGCUCUCUAUACCAGGACCUCUACAGCCUUGGUUCUUUGGCUCUUUGUCUGAUGUUUUCCCUUUUCCUCCCUGAUUUCCCCCAAAAAAACUGAACGCAGAAUUGACAGCCACGCUUGUAACCACGGAAACCUGCACUUUGGACCGGAAUAACGCCUUUGCUCUGGAGGGGAGAGAGAGGAAUGUCAUUGCCGCCUGUUCGGCCCUGAUCUGUGCUGAUGUUACACACUAUAAUAUGACGUUAUGACGCGGGAGGGAAGGGAGGGGGGGGGGAGGAGGGGGGGGGUGUGUAUGGAGGGGAGAUUUCCCCAUUCACAAAACAUGAAAUGAACAAAAGUGAGGCGAAGAAAGAGACUGAAAGAACUGAGGAAAUGAUGCGGCCAGCUUCCUUGCUUUAUCCCCUCCAUUCUCUCCCUGCCUCUCUGGUUUUUUUUAUUUUUCUGUCUUUUUUUAUACUCCUCUUUCGCUCUCUGUUUCUCUCUUUCUUUCUAUGACAGAGCACGGCAGGCAGGAGACAUGCCCGUAUGUGUGUGUGUGUAUGUGUGUGUGUGUGUGCGUGUGUGUGUACGUGAGUGCGUGUGUGUGGUUUCUUUACUCCUUUUUUUUCUACACUUUUUUUUUUUUGGUGAAGAUGGAUCC